AUGUAUGUUGACGACUAUUUGGGAUCCGCAAGAAGCGUCGAUGAAGGAUUGAAGGAGGCAUUUCUCGUCCGAAAAACACUCGCCGACGCUGAUUUGCAUUUUCAAGACUGGAUCUCUAAUUCCGAAGAAUUCGUUCGAGGGAUGCAAGGCGAGAAGAGGACCAACUCACCAGACGUUCCGUUGAUCGACGAUGGCAACAAGAAGGUGCUGGGCGUCGUGUGGACUACCCGAGACGACACGCUUGGUUUUCGAGUCGACAACAUGAGGGAUGAGGAAAAUACGCGUGUCAGUCUAACCAGCAAGGUAGCCACUGUUUUUGAUCCUCUGGGAUUAGCUGCGCCGCUCAUUGUCAAGGCCAAGGUCCGUCUUCGAGAAUUGGGAGUCAAAGGAUUGAGAUGGUCUGAUCCAGCAGAUGAAACGGAUCGCGUUUGGUGGGAAUCCUGGUUUGCAAUCAUGCGUGAACUUAUUCACGUUUCCAUUGAACGAUGUCUAUUUCCGGAAGAAACUGGAAUUGUCAAUUCUCAGCUGCAUGUGUUUGGGGACGCUUCGGAGAUGGCGUAUGCAACUAUAGUGUAUAUUCGCAACACCUAUAGUUCCGUUCAAGUUAUCAUCCGACUUGUAAAGGCUAGUAGCAAACUAGCGCCUAAAAAGACUUUAUCCGUACCUAAAUUGGAGCUGAAUGCUGCUCUUCUUUCUUCUCGCGUUGCUGCCGCCAUCCAGGGCUGUAUCACUCAUCCAGUUCAUCAGAGAUUCUUCUGGACGGACAGCAGCACUGUGCGUAACUGGAUACGUGCUACCGCGUCAUUUUAUCAGAUCUUCGUAUCUAACCGGAUCGGAGAAAUUCAAACUUUAACGGAAACAGGAGAAUGGCGGUUUGUUCCCGGAAGAUUGAAUCCUGCUGAUGCUGCUACUCGUUCUGCCAUUGGAGAAGAAGUUUGGCCCAAGAUAUGGCAAGAUGGUCCCGAAUUUCUCCUUAAACCCGAAUCUGAUUGGCCGACUGAUCUACCUUGGUUGGAUGCUACAGCGGAACUCAAACACACGAAACAAUAUCACAUUCAAGCAGCAACUGAUCCGUUCGACUGGUCAGAAUUUUGUCUGAAUGAAACUAACAUCUCCUCUUUCCUUAAAUUAGAUGGCCCUGCUCUUAAGUUUGUGAAGCAGUGUCAAAUGGAAGCCUUUUCUGACGACAUCUAUCGGGAAAAGCUUUACGCUCCUCUUCCCAUCUGUUAG
Messenger RNA from Daphnia magna, 1230 nucleotides. RefSeq lists its product as uncharacterized. The coding region runs from base 1 to 1230 and encodes 409 amino acids. The record is from RefSeq and is a predicted model, not a curated record. The transcript has a single exon. Lineage: Eukaryota; Metazoa; Arthropoda; Branchiopoda; Diplostraca; Daphniidae.